CGAACUGUUUAACUGACACAUUUUCCUACACGAUUAGUAGUAGUUUAGUAGUAUAGUUUAUCUCUGCAGAAGUAGGUUAACCGUUUAAAUAAACAAAUACACAUGUAUACAUAAAGAGCUAUAGUUUCUACGGAUUAUACAUUUAGACUCGUGAUCAAAGUAGAGCUAUGAGCGAAUCAAACAACAACGAGGAUACCACGGCUAUUAAACAUCAGAAUCCGGAAGAAGAACUUAAACCACGUAUUGCCAAAGAUUCAGUUCCUGAUCUUGUUUACAGACUCUACGGGCUAAAGGUCAGAGAAAUCAAAGAGUUGCCAAGUUACGAUGACUUAAAUUUCUUCUUUCACGCAGACAACACAAUCGAAAACAAAAAUAUUAAAUCUGUGAACAAGGAUGGCUAUGUUCUGAAAGUUAUGAAUUCUCUUCAAUCAUCUAAUCCAGAAGUUAUUGACGCCCAGCAUGCACUGUGUCAGUAUGUUCGGGAACGAGGUGUACCUACUCAAGUGCCGAUUCUUAAUAUAGACGGACGGGAGUGGAGUUUGGAAACAUUUCAUGACAACGAAAAUGGUAAACCAGUGAAGAAUGGUCCCUACCUAGUUAGAUUAGUGACUUUUGUUCCUGGAAAAAUAUUUCACGAGACGCCAUAUGUGCCCGGAUCUUUCUACAAUGUUGGUAUAUUCGUCGGUAAACUGCACAAAGCCAUGACUGGGUUUCGCCACAGCUUCUACGAUAACUAUACACAUAUCUGGAUCGUGGGUCAGGUACCAGCUGUGAGAGACUUUUUGAAAGCCGUUACUUGCAAAGAAGACGUUGCCGUUGUUAAUGAAGUGAUCGACGCAUUUGAAGAUCAGGUUGUUCCAGAACUGAACAAGUUUACGAAAGGUGUUGUGCACGGGGACGUGAAUGAACAGAACACCAUAAUGUACGAAGUCCCUGGGCAAGACAAUAUACCACCUAGUGAACGUGUUCAUGACGUUAACGCAAUGCUCGAUUUUGCAGACGUCAGUGAUUCAUAUAAGGUGUAUGACAUUGCUAUUUGUAUAGCGUACCUAAGCAUCGAUUGCCCCGAAGAACGACAGGCUGACGUUGGUGGCCAUGUCCUAGCUGGAUACUUCAAGUCAUGCUCACUUAACGAAGAUGAAUUUGAAGCCUUGAAAAUCCUAGUUUGUGCCCGGCUUUGUCAGUCUCUUGUUUAUGGUGCCCAUUCUUACGCGCAGCAGCCGGGAAACACGUAUUUAUUGACUACAUCUAAAGGUGGUUGGCCGCUAUUACACAAAUUAUGGCAAAUUCCGAGCAAUAUACUAUAUGCAAGAUGGAAGGAAAUAAUGAAACAGUACAAAUAACACUAACCUAAUUGUGUUUAUUUCUCUUUACCAGAUGACCUGAUACGUUAUGUGACAUAAUUAAGAUAUUUAAAUAAAGAGCAGAAGUAAGUUA
This is a messenger RNA of Mercenaria mercenaria, 1437 nucleotides long. RefSeq names its product hydroxylysine kinase-like. The transcript is spliced from 7 exons. NCBI's taxonomy places the organism in Eukaryota, Metazoa, Mollusca, Bivalvia, Venerida, Veneridae. Bases 168 to 1343 code for a protein of 391 amino acids. The record is from RefSeq and is a predicted model, not a curated record. Gene Ontology annotation, molecular function: amino acid kinase activity.